Malania oleifera is the source of this 1014-nucleotide messenger RNA. Its product is annotated as RING-H2 finger protein ATL80-like. The coding region runs from base 45 to 857 and encodes 270 amino acids. The transcript has a single exon. Gene Ontology annotation, biological process: protein ubiquitination. The record is from RefSeq and is a predicted model, not a curated record. NCBI's taxonomy places the organism in Eukaryota, Viridiplantae, Streptophyta, Magnoliopsida, Santalales, Ximeniaceae.
CUCCAAUCUGAAAUUAAUCCCCCACGCACGAUUCUACACGAACAAUGGAGAGCAUAAACUCACCGCCCGGCAUCAAAGGUUGCGGUUCUUUCUACGCCCCUGCUCUCAUUUGCAUGGUCGGCGUACUCUGCACCGCACUGGCGCUCGUCGCCUACCGCCUCAUACUCGUAAAAUACUGCCUCACGCGGAUCCACCGAAGCCCCGCCGCCCCGUCGCCGCAGUCCGCAGCCGCGCCAUCAGCCGUUGGCGUCGACGAGAAAACCCUCCGCGCGAUUCCGACCCUCGCGUACUCCGCGAACAAACACGGCCCGUUCCGGGUGGACCAGAGCGAGUGCGCGGUCUGCUUGGGGGAGCUGGAGGAGGGAGACACGGUCCGGCUUUUGCCCACCUGCCGGCACGCCUUUCACGUGCCGUGCAUCGACGACUGGUUCGCGGCGCACCGGAGCUGCCCGGUAUGUCGGUCGGAGGUGGAAGCGCCGACGGAGGAAGAAGGCGUCAGUGAAGUAGUCUGCGUGCAGGAACAGGGAAGGGACGGCGGCGGUGAGUCUAGUGCUUCUCCAUCACGGCCGGUGGAGCCCGGAGGGUUUAUCCGGCGGGAGAGGGGGAUGGGUUUUAGUGGGUUGAAGCGAUCGUGGUCGAUGGAUCAGUCGACGUGUGUUAUGGAGAUGGAGAGGGAAGAGGAAAUAUUAGGGUCAACCUCUUCUUCUUGUUCUGCAAAUAUGCGUUAUUUGUGUUAUUCUUCGAAGACUUUAACGGGGGCAAGAUCGCAUCGAGCGGUAGUGUUGCUGAGGUCUUUCUCCCAACUGGGGAUGGGUCGACAUAUCAGUGGCAGGCCUGCUGCAAUUCUUCCCUACUGAGAUUUUUUUGCUCCUACUUUUUUUUGGUCGAAGAGUCCUUUUUCUUUUUGUCGAAGAGUCCGAGAAAUUUUUUUGUUUGCGGAAAUUAAUGUAGGUAUGAUUAAUAAGAUUUUAACUGUCAAAAUUAAAUAAUUAUCAAAUAGAUACUCUCUCUCUC